Messenger RNA from Durusdinium trenchii, 2173 nucleotides. Lineage: Eukaryota; Dinophyceae; Suessiales; Symbiodiniaceae. The record is from the annotation of a GenBank genome assembly.
UAGUUACUAAACUCAAAUCCUAGUUGCAGUCAUUCGGUGCUGCCAUGGCGUCACUAUAGGACAGCCAUAUUGAAAUCAAAUUCCCGGAGCGAUGGAUGCUCCUGAAUCACCAUCCGGUGGCACCAGAGCUGCGGAGGUAGAUACUGAGAUCGAAGACAAUGGAAUGGCAAAUGCAAGUGAGCAUUUGGACCAGUUUGCAGGCGAUGAGAUUGAUGAAGAGCUCGACCCACCAGCCGAUCACAGGAAUUCCCUGUCGCCAAGAGACACGCCGUCCAGUGUCGCGGAUUACUCAGUACCUGUCAAGAACAAAGAGGUGUGGAAGCAAUUUGGCUGCGAAACUGAGGCUGGCCGAAUGCUCCGCAAGCUUUACAAGGGUGUGGGCCCGAAAGAAGCAGCCUCGAAAGUGACAUAUCCGCAGCUUCCUUCUCCAUCCAAGCGCUGGGAGCCAGCUCCGCGAGCAAAACCUGCUCCCAAGGCGUUUGUGCGGGUGCCACGGUCAGCAAUUCCCAGGCGCGAUAUGGAUGAUCCUAGUCAAUGGCCUGCACCGCCCAUACCUUGCAGGAGGCCUGCGAAGGAGAUCCUUGCAGAGCUCGAGGCAGAGCAAGCCCGGCGGCUACGUACAGUCCCUGACCUGCCAAAGGGUAGAAACCAGGACCUCGAGAAGCAAGGCCUUCAGGAACGGUUCCGCUAUUGUGGUGCCAAGAUGCUGCCUAAAGGGAGCAUGGGCUACGUUGAGCCUGGCGAGCUUCCAAGUGGAGAGGAAGAGGGAGGCCGAAGAAGAGAAGACAGGAAGCGGUUUGACGAGAAUGGUUUCAAUGCAGAGCAGCGAGAGAUGUUUGAAGAUCUUGUCGUCGGAGUGCAGCGCAAGCAAGCGCGCAUUGCUCAGAUUGACGAGGAGGGUAUUGACCAAAGACCCAGCAAAGCAAGAACAGCCCUGAACAAGGAGGCGCUGGAGCUUCGGAAUGCCAUUGAACGCGAUUUGAAGGAUAUGCAACAACUCAUGACGAUCGGCGAAGGGCAGCUUGUGUCAUCUUAGUGCCGGAGACAGCUACGGUUCGUGUUGAACAAGGAUAAAGACCCCAAGACAUGUCAAGUUUGGUCUGAAAUCCUACUGAACCUACAGGCACAAAGGCAUCAGGCAUGGGUCACAUGAUCAGUGAACCUGCACCGUCUCACCCAAUUCAAGUGCCAUCCAGAGUGGCCCGUGUUCAUUGGCUGUACAGCCUGCGUACCCGUGAAUCUGCGGGUUACAUUAAGAUUUGGUGCGGGCUGAUUGGAAGGUACUAAAAAGCACAAACCGCAAACAUAUUUGCUGGAUGGCCAGCACCGGACAUGUGGUGUGUUGGAACGUGUUUUAACUGAGUCAUUUAAGGCAAAGGCACUUGCAGCUGCGCAGGCUGCACCAGAGCUGCAUAAUUGCAUGCCAAGCUUUACCAUUUUCGAGCAUCCUUGGUCAGCUGUUGCUUAUCACGGGGCCAAUCUUGGCCAGGCACCUGGAGUUGGAUUGGGUGCGCCCGCCUACCCACCAGUGCCAAGCCCGACCCUUGCACCACCAGACGUUGUCAAGGAGCAGAUUGAUUUGCUGAAACGGAUGUUGCAGGUGAAAGGGUACACCUUAUCAUCCGGCUUGGUUCUUUUUGACCAGACUGGUGGUGGGACAUUGGAUCGUCCCGGGUUCAUGAGGUUUCUUGACUGGGCGCAGGCAAGUAUCCCAGUCGUGGAUCAAGAUGCAAUUUUUCAGCGGUUUUAUGCUGGUCCUGGCCUUUUGAACUACCGCGAGCUAAUCAGCCUGCAUGAGCCUGCACCUGUGCCAACAGGUGCGCCAAUACCACCUAGCAUGCCUUUUGCAGGUGCACCGCCGAUGCUUCCCGCAGCUCCUGCGGUGCCCUUGCUCUUGCCACCAGCCCCUAGCAUAUCCACAACUCCAGCCAUCCCUGCAGCACCAGCACCAUUGCCACUGCCUCAGGCACCUGCCACAACACCAAGCUUGCCGGCUGCACCCUUGCCGCCUGCGGCUCCAGUUCAUUCAACGCCACUUCCAGCUCCACCAAUUAGAAAUGCACCAGGUCCCCCUGCACCAUCGCCCACCGUAGGCCUCACACCAGCUCCUCCAGCUCCCACAGGGCCCACAGUGCUAGGUAGACCUGGUUUGCCAGCAGCACCUAUGCCCCCC